This is a messenger RNA of Alosa alosa (allis shad), 3489 nucleotides long. Its product is annotated as integrin alpha-M-like. Gene Ontology annotation, cellular component: external side of plasma membrane; integrin complex. The record is from RefSeq and is a predicted model, not a curated record. Bases 29 to 3460 code for a protein of 1143 amino acids. The transcript has 30 exons. NCBI's taxonomy places the organism in Eukaryota, Metazoa, Chordata, Actinopteri, Clupeiformes, Clupeidae. Gene Ontology annotation, biological process: cell adhesion mediated by integrin; cell-cell adhesion; integrin-mediated signaling pathway. Gene Ontology annotation, molecular function: integrin binding.
CUUCUGAAUGCUGAACUUGAUACAAAAUAUGGCUGCUGUCUUUACAGCACUGUUCAUUCUUGCAGGACAUCCAAUGGUGAUGGCUUAUAACAUUGAGUCUAUGCCUUGGAGAAACAUACAACUGAAGCAUGCUGCUGAAGGCUUUGGCUACAGAGUGAUUCAGCACAGUGACUCAAGUCUGUUGGUGAGUGCCCCUCUAGAGCAGCACGGUGUGGAUAGGAGAGGACGGGUUUACCAAUGCCAGGUCUCAGACAGCUCCUGUUCACCACUACAAAUAAAUGUUCCCCCACAUGGAGUCAAUAUGUCCCUUGGCCUUUCAAUGAGCAAGACUGAAACAUCCACAAAGACCAUGGUUUGUGGCCCAACCAUCCCAAAAGAGUGUGAAGGAGUCACUCUCUAUGGUGGGAUGUGUUUCAGCAUUGAUCCACUUCACUCUGGACUUCAAGAAGGACCUGUGCCAGCCUCUCUUGAAGCUUGUAAAGAUACUGAUAUCGUUUUUCUGCUGGAUGGGUCUGGGAGUGUGGCAUUUUACCAGUUCAGUGCCAUGAAAACAUUUGUGAAAAAUCUCAUCAGAAGACUCCUGAAGCCAUACACCUUAUUUGCCUUUGUACAAUACGCCAGCUACACUAACAUCCAUGUGAAAUUCAAUCAGUUUGAGAGAACAAGAUGGGAAUAUCAGCUGGACAGAAUCUAUCAGACUGGAGGAGGCACAAGAACUGCAGGAGCCAUCCGGACAGUUGUAAACAAUGUAUUUGAUUCCUCUGCUGGAGCGAGACCAAAUGCCAACAGGAUUCUCAUUGUCAUCACAGAUGGACAGUCAUGGGAUUCUUCAGACUACCCCAGUGUCACAGCUCUGGCUGAUGGAAAAAACAUAAUUAGAUAUGCCAUUGGGGUUGGCAAUGCCUUUAACAAUCAGUGGGCACUCAAUGAGCUCAGGAGCAUUGCAUCCUCACCCGUACCAGAUCACAUGUUUAAAGUGGACAGCUUUGAGGCACUCAACAAAAUCAGCAGCAAACUGGAGAAGAGCAUCAUUGCCAUAGAAGGAACCCAAAACACUGGUGGUGAUGCCACAACGAUGGAAUUUGCCCAGAAUGGAUUCAGCGCAGCUCUUUUGUCAAGGCCAUAUGAGAGGUUUCUAGUGAGUGUGGUUGGGGCAAAUGAGUGGAGAGGGGGUUAUCAGGACAUCCCUCUAUCCAGCAUGAGGCCAAGCUUUAGGAGGGUUGAUCAGGUCACUCCUGACAGUUAUGUUGGCUACUCCAUGGCUGUAGCAAAUGGUUACCGACAGAGCUACAUAGUAAUGGGAGCCCCCAGGUAUGACCACAAAGGCCUUGUCAUGGUCUUCCGUCCUGGAAACACACUACUGAGGAGUUUCACACAGUCUCAGAUCGGGGCAUACUUUGGAGCAGAGGUGUGUGUGGUGGAUUUGGACGGAGACUCCAACACUGAUCUGAUUCUGGCAUCUGCCCCCAUGCACACAGAGGGAGAGAGAGAGGGAAAAGUGUUUGUCUACAGCAUAUCAUAUUAUCAGGUGAUAUGUAGCAGGCAAUGGGACACAGACACCGGCGUGUCCCUGCUGGGGAUGGAGGGUCAGAGGGGGAGGUUCGGCUCGUCUCUGGCCAGCCUGGCUGACCUGAACGGGGACGGUAUCAGGGACGUGGCCGUGGGAGCUCCUCUGGAGGAUAACGGACAGGGCAGCGUGUACAUCUUCAACGGGAGGAGAGGAGGAAUCAACCCCACCUACUCACAGAGGAUUGCGGGUUCGUCGGUGCAGUCCGGACUGCGGUUCUUUGGGCUGACCGUGGCCCAGUCUGCUUUGGACCAGAGUGGAGACGGACUGCCUGACAUCGCAGUCGGGUCCAAAGGAGCGGUUCUGCUGCUCAGGUCCAGUCCCAUUGUAUCUGUACACACAAGAAUGACUUUUAGCCCUACCAAAAUUCCUGUGUCCAUCUACGACUGCUCUAACUCCCAACAGAUCAACGCGUCUGUAUGUAUUAACAUAACCAAAAUCACCAAAGGCACCUUUACAGAUCUGCAAGCUGAACUCAAUUACACAGUGACAUUGGACUAUCUUCGGCAAAAAUAUCGGGCGAACUUCACAGAUGAGGAGCGGGAGAGAGAUCGUGAGACGACUAUGAUGCUUGGGGAGAAGUGCUUCCUGCAUACCUUCUAUGUGCAGUGCUCCCCAGAGGAUGUUGUGAAUCCUGUGGAAGUCCAGGUGGCCUUCUCCUUCCAGGGGCUUCCUAUCCCGUCUGCAGACCAGCUGACACCAAAGCUGUCCAGCAGCUCUCGCAACACCACAGACCACCAGUUAAACUUUGAAAUCGACUGUGGACAGGACAGUGUGUGUGUAGAUAACAUCCAUCUCAACUUCAACUUCUCUGGAUCCCUCAUCGAGGUGGGCAUUGCACAGGAGAUGAGUGUGAUGGUGAGUGUGGAGAAUAGAGGAGAGAACUCCUACGGCACUCACAUGUUUCUCUCCUACCCUCCUGGUCUCUCCUACAGGACCUUCAUCAAGAGCCAGGGCAGGGUGAAGUGCACUUCUCUAGACAGUACAGAUGGAGUCACCCUGGGAAAGGCGGACUGCAGCAUCAACAGACCCAUCUUACGGGCUGGAGACAAGGCUAUGUUUGUUGUUGUGUAUGGAAUCGAUGGCAGCAGUGACUUUGAUGAAACCCUUACCAUUGACGCCCAGGUGUCAAGUGGAAAUGAUAUGCACUCUAACGACAGUGAACCAAUCCAGAGCAAAGACAUCGCAGUCAAGUACAGCAUUUACGCCCUCAUCAGAAGAUUUGAAAACACAACCAACUACAUCAACUUCACUGCUGGUAACAAUAGCAUGGGGAAGGAAGUGAGGCAGGAUUUGGAGGUAACAAACAGCAUUAGAGGACUCAAUCUUACUGUUGUAAUUCAUGUUCCAGUAAGACUCCAAGAUAAAGAUAUCUGGACCGAUGUGGACAGCCUUAACAUCACAGGAUGCACCAGGGAGGGUGAGCUGGAACCAAACAUAACCAAUUUUAAAGAGACCCUGCUGAAGAACAAAGAACCUAUUGUGGACUGUUCUGUUGCCGUGUGUCUGGAGUUCAGAUGCACCUCUUUCAUGUUGAGAGGUGACCGCCAAUUUUACACAGUCUCAGGAAACGUGAGCUCAGGAUGGAUUGAGCAGACUGGACUGCGUUCUGCAAUGUUUCACCUGGUCAGUUCGGCCACACUGGAGUACGAUGACAGGAAGUACAUCUUCUACUCCUCGGACUCCUCGCGCCUCGCGCCUGUCACCAAGAUUGAGACCCUUGUGGAGGUCUAUGAGGGGCCAGACCUAACUAAGGUGAUUAUUGGUGGAGCCUUUGGUGGCCUGUUUCUAUUGGUUAUCAUAACGGGGGUUCUUAUCAAGGUGGGAUUUUUCAAAAGUCGCUACGAGAGGCUGUUGUCUGAAGCAGAAGCAGCAUCUCAGAAAAAAGACUGAGAAUGAUUGUGUGUGUGUAUGACAAAAUG